Molecule: messenger RNA, 3070 nt
Organism: Nannospalax galili (Upper Galilee mountains blind mole rat)
Lineage: Eukaryota; Metazoa; Chordata; Mammalia; Rodentia; Spalacidae
Gene: Dnajb12
Product: DnaJ heat shock protein family (Hsp40) member B12
Exons: 9
Coding region: 95-1246 (383 amino acids)
Biological process (GO): cellular response to misfolded protein
Cellular component (GO): endoplasmic reticulum membrane
Molecular function (GO): Hsp70 protein binding
Source: RefSeq, a predicted model, not a curated record
UUCCGCGCCGGCCGGCCCCGCGACGCGCCGGCGACUGGCGCAGCCCUUCCCUCGCCCGGCCUCCCCCUCCCUGGUUCCGCGCUCUGGUUCCGCCAUGGAAUCCAACAAGGAUGAAGCCGAGCGCUGUAUCAGCAUCGCCCUCAAGGCCAUCCAGAGCAACCAGGCUGAGCGGGCGCUCCGCUUCCUGGAGAAGGCGCAGCGUCUGUACCCGACGCCGCGAGUUCGCGCUCUGAUCGAGUCCCUCAACCAGAAACCACAGUCUGCCGAUGAUCAACCCAAACCCACAGAUGGAACCCACACAACCCACAGGAAAACAGGCGGGACCGACAUCCCCUCAGCCAACGGCGAGGCUGGAGGGGGAGGAGGAGGAGGAGGAGGAGGAGAGAGCACCAAAGGCUACACCCAAGAGCAGGUGGCAGCUGUAAAAAGGGUCAAGCAGUGUAAAGAUUACUAUGAGAUCCUGGGGGUGAGCAGAGGCGCUUCAGAUGAGGACCUGAAGAAGGCCUACCGCAAACUGGCCCUCAAGUUCCACCCAGACAAGAACCAUGCGCCUGGUGCCACUGAAGCCUUCAAAGCCAUCGGCACAGCAUAUGCAGUACUUAGCAACCCAGAGAAAAGGAAACAAUACGACCAGUUUGGUGAUGACAAGAACCAGGCUGCCCGACACGGCCACAGCCAUGGGGACUUCCACCGAGGUUUUGAGGCAGACAUCUCCCCUGAAGACCUUUUCAACAUGUUCUUUGGUGGUGGCUUUCCUUCCAGUAACGUCCAUGUCUACAGCAAUGGCCGCAUGCGCUACACCUACCAGCAGAGGCAGGACCGCAGAGAGAACCAGGGUGACGGCGGGCUAGGGGUGUUUGUCCAGCUGAUGCCCAUCCUCAUCCUCAUCCUCGUGUCAGCUCUCAGCCAGCUCAUGGUGUCCAGUCCACCCUACAGUCUCAGCCCACGACCGUCAGUGGGCCACAUCCACAAGCGAGUCACUGACCACCUGAACGUCAUCUACUACGUGGCAGACACCUUCUCUGAGGAGUACACAGGCUCCAGCCUCAAAACAGUUGAACGGAACGUGGAAGACGAUUACAUCGCCAACCUCCGAAACAACUGCUGGAAGGAAAAGCAGCAAAAAGAAGGCUUGCUGUACCGGGCUCGAUACUUUGGUGACACAGACAUGUACCACAGAGCACAGAAGAUGGGCACUCCGAGCUGCAGCCGGCUGUCAGAGGUGCAGGCCUCCCUGCAUGGAUAGUCCUGGGCCAGCCACACCACCCAGGUCCAAACUAUGAAAUCCCUGGAGAAUUUUUGGUGACACACACUGAGCCAAGGUGAUGGACUGUAUAUUUAAGGAAAGACAAAGAAAAAUUAAAAUGGAACUGGGGGCCAGAUGCCACACAGCUGCCCUCUCUCACCCAGUAAAUGCAGAAAGCUCUUAGGACAGACAGAAAGCCUGCCACAAGGCUGCUUCCCUCCCUCCCAGGGCUGGCAGAGGCUCCACAUCGCUCGCUCCUAGGAUACAGAAACCAUGGCAACGAAAGUAGAAUGUAAAACUUGCAGCUAACGUCUGUGGGAAGGGCUGGGGGAGGGGGCACCCCACUGCCUCUCCUCCCACACCCUGGAGCUACCACCAGUCACCUCAGGAGAAGCCAGGCAGAAGUGUGGGCCAAGGAUAGACAGGAGAGAGAACUUCCAUAGAAUGUAACCGGAAUGCGUGUGUAUGUAUAUAUAUCUAUUUAUAUGUAAAUAGGCACAUAUAAAGAUAUAUAUAUAUAUAUAAAAUCUUUUUAAACUAUGCAGGGAUUGGGUUAAGUUGUUCAGCUGAUUUCUUCCAUAUUUUAGAAAAUGAGGUCUGUUUGGAGAAGACAGCCUAGUUCUUCAAAAGCUAGACAUUAGCCAUGGCUGACAGCAUAAGGAAAGUCUAGUCACAUACUUCUAGCCCCUUUAAUCCCAGCCUGGCUUUGAUGGCAGCAGUAAUCAUGGUGGUAUAAAUCCAUAGGAAACGUCUGAAGGUCCCCAGAAUUACAGCUGGUGGAGGGGAGCAAGCUGGGGGUCAGAGAAAGGUACCUCGGAGGUAGGUAGCAAGUCAGUAUUGAGCCAUGGUAGAGACCCCAGAGAAGGCCUGCUGGGGUGAGGCCAGCUCCUCACACUGCCUCCUCCUUGCCCAGCUCUGUCCUGGUGCCCAGGAACCCUGCAUCCAGUCCCCUGCCCACAGUAUGGCAGGGCCAAGAGACUGGCCAGGCCUGGCCUAAUCACUUCCCCACCCAAGUCCCCCAAGUGGGUUUGCCUUACAGGUGCCACAGGGCACAGCUCCACCAUUGCCACUGGUUGUUUUCUAAGUUGUGCACCAAGGACUCCAGAAGGCUCAUCCUCCACGAGUUGGCCCAGGACCCCAAGGUGCAGCUCAGCUUGUGAAGAAAAGCCAGUGCCUCUGGGUGUCUGUCUUCACCCUCCACAGCAGAACUUCACCUGGCCUCGUGCUCCCUGGACGAAGGAUCCACCCGAACCACAAUGGCUUUCUUAUCAUCCCCUCAAAUGAGGGUUUUUCUCAAAACAGCAGUUGCUGCCAGGGGAAGAAGGGUUUUAUUUAUUACCACAUUUAUACCGGGCCUUUGGGAACUGCCGUUUUUCCGUUUUCUGUGGUGGAUGACCCGCCGGCCUCCAAGGCCUUCCUCCCUUGGUCUGCCCGCCCCGGGUGGUAACAGUCCUCCCAGGUUUUCUCUUUUUUUUUAAUUUAUUUUAUUUUUACAAUCCCCCAACAAAUAGGAUUCUUGCUGGGAAAGGAAGUUUAGUAAGGAAAUGUCGAAUCUGGUUUUUAAACAAGGUCGAGACCUACAAUGAAGUGGCCACUCUGGCCCAGAGAGAGAAUGAAUGCUGGGCAGGCCAGUGUGCUCCACCCACUGGGGCCCUGGGGCUCUGCCUCCCACCACCCCUACUGUCUUGGUAACUGUCCCUAGACGGGCUGAGCCAUGUGCAAUAAGAACAUCGAUCCUACAGGAUCCCCUGAGAAGCUGUAUUUCUUGAAUUAGAAUUCUGAAAUUGUACAUCUAUAAAUAUAUGUUUAUUAUGUGAUUGGCAA